AUGGAUAUUCAUCGUUGUCGUUUUGUGGACUAUACACCUCACACUAUUACAUCCACAGCGUUUUCACAUUCAUCCUCAUCAACACAAUUUGCUUCCAAUGAUUUACGUUUAGCCAUAGGUAGAAGUAACGGAGACAUUGAAAUAUGGAACCCUAAGUAUAACUGGACACAUGAAUUAACAUUACCAGGAUCUCGUGGACGCUCCAUUGAAGGGUUAUGUUGGUCUACUACUAAGGAUGAGCCAUCACCAAGAUUAUUUUCCAUCGGAGGAUCUACAUACAUAACUGAAUGGGACUUAACUACAGGAAAGCCGAUUAUUAACUAUGACUGUAAUGCAGGAGUUAUUUGGUCUAUCGAUGUUAAUGAAAAUGGUGAUAAGUUAGCUGUUGGUUGUGAUGAUGGUUCAGCCGUUAUUGUCGAUAUUUCAGGAGGGCCGGGCUCAUUAGAACAUGAUUUGAUUUGCCAGAGACAAGACCUGAGAAUUUUGAGCAUAAAGUGGUAUGGAAAUGAAAAAUUAGUAAGCGGGUGUGCUGAUGCCAGAUUGAGAUGCUGGUCUGCAGUUGGUGAGACGAGAGGUAGAUUAAUGGGUACUAUGAGAGUCGAUAAGUCCAAAACUGAAAGCACAUUAGUAUGGUCAGUGAUAGUAUUACCUCAGAAACGUCAAAUAGUUAGUGGUGAUUCUACUGGCUCAAUCAAAUUUUGGGAUUUGGAUAAUUUCACGCUCUUGCAAAGUUUUAAAGUUCACGAAGCAGAUGUUUUAUGCUUAACGAGCGACUUCACUGAAGAAAAACUCUUCUCUGCGGGGGUUGAUCGUAAGAUUCACCAAUUUGACUUGAUUACGAACAAGAAUAAAACCUCAAAGUGGGUCCAUAGUUUUAGUAGAUUGUUGCAUUCGAAUGAUGUUAGAUCAAUGUCUAUCUACGAAAGCAAAGGCUGUAAUUUCUUAAUAAGUGGUGGUGCUGAAAGAUCUGUUGUCAUACAAUCCGUUCAACAAUUCCAUGAUGGGAAGUACAGGAAGUUAGCAAUUAGUCAGCAAAAGCCAAACGUUGUUAUUAACUCUUCUAAAAACUUAAUUAUAAUGUGGCAAGAUCAAAAUAUUAAGAUCUGGAAGGUAUUCAGCGAUGAAGAGUCCAGUAAUAAACAUAAGUUGGUGGCCAAAUUAACUUUGGCUGAUGACGAGAAUAUAACCAGUGUUAGCAUUAAUGAAGAGGCUACCUUAUUAGCUGUUUCAAGAUUGACAUCGUUGAAAGUGUUUGAAUUGUCACAACCUAAUAAUAAUAAUUAUAAGUUAAAGGUUUCUAAAAUCAGGGAUGAAACUUUUGAUUCCUCAUUCGGUGGAGCAAAGAAGGUUGUAUUUUACUCAGACAAUAAAUUAUUGGUUUUGACACCAGAAGAAGAGAUCCUUAAGUUUAUUGUUGAUUCUGAAAAUCAAACGGUUUCAUUCGAAAAUGAAAUUGAAACUGUGAAUUCGACAGUUGACAAGAAAUCAAAAUUAACUUAUAAUUCAACUAUUAAAAAUCUAGCAAUUUCUAAAGAUUCGAAGUACUUAGCUAUUUCAAGAUUUAAUUGUUCGAUAGAAAUUUUGGCUUUAGACGAAGAUGAGUCCCCAUAUAUUUUAACCAAAUUAUCCUCAUUACCUCACUUAGUAAGUUUUACCAACAAUAAUACGUUAUUGGUUUUAACUGAAGAAAAUAAGCUAUACGAAUUUUAUAUUAAAAGUAAUACUGAUUCUACAGUGGAGACUUUGUUGACUCCAUGGUCCAAGAGAAACUCAGAAUUUUUACCAAAACAAUUCUUAACUUUAGAAGAUAAGCCUCAAGGUUUAUUUACCGAGUCAUCAAAUGAUUCUUGUAAAAUAUGGAUUUAUGGGUCAACAUGGUUAUCAUUUUUUGAUUUAUCUGUUAAUAUUCCAAUUAACAAAACCUAUCAAAAUACUUCGAAUGUCACUAAUAAGAAAAGAAAUAGAGAUGGACUUACUAUUCAGAAUAAUAACAAUAAUAAUGACGAAGAAAAUGAAUUCGAUGGUAACCAAGAUAUAGUUGAAGAUAACGCGGAAAGAUUAGAGCUUUCAUUAAAACAAAGUCAAAUUAAUAGAUUAAGACAAAAGAUUCAAGAUGAUGAAUCAACUGACGUCAAUGACACAGCAAAGCCAUUUUGGUUAACGACUAAAUAUAGACCUAUUAUGAUGGUUGAUGUAUUCGGUAAUGGUAUAGUUGUUAUUGAAAGACCAUCUUUCUCUAUACCUUCUACGCCUGCUUUUAACUUACCAAAAUUAAAGGUCUAA
Molecule: messenger RNA, 2283 nt
Organism: Debaryomyces hansenii CBS767
Lineage: Eukaryota; Fungi; Ascomycota; Pichiomycetes; Serinales; Debaryomycetaceae
Gene: UTP4
Product: Utp4p
Exons: 1
Coding region: 1-2283 (760 amino acids)
Biological process (GO): maturation of SSU-rRNA from tricistronic rRNA transcript (SSU-rRNA, 5.8S rRNA, LSU-rRNA)
Cellular component (GO): small-subunit processome; 90S preribosome; t-UTP complex
Molecular function (GO): RNA binding; protein binding
Source: RefSeq, a predicted model, not a curated record